This is a messenger RNA of Cloeon dipterum, 3251 nucleotides long. It is a transcript of the gene MED24, whose product is annotated as mediator complex subunit 24. The record is from RefSeq and is a predicted model, not a curated record. The transcript is spliced from 18 exons. Gene Ontology annotation, cellular component: mediator complex. Gene Ontology annotation, molecular function: transcription coregulator activity. Bases 136 to 3180 code for a protein of 1014 amino acids. Lineage: Eukaryota; Metazoa; Arthropoda; Insecta; Ephemeroptera; Baetidae.
GGCGUGACAUCGCAGGUAAAACAUUGCUAAAAGUGACAACAAACAAAAUAUUGGUUUGCCAUUUGCUCUAAAACAGAAAUGAACUUAAUCGCUGGUCUGAAAUUAAACUAAAUUAGUUAGAUACUUUGGGACACAAUGGAGACAAAGAUCACCAGUAAAACAAGCAGUCUUCAAGCUCUCCUACUGCGUGCCUGGCGCGAGAGGUGGAAUGAUUUACAAUGGGGGAUCCAAAUAAAAACCGUUUUGCCACGCGGGGUGAGUGGUGAUGUCCACAACCUGGCCGAUUGUAUUUUGCAGCAGGCUCUGGUAGGCCCUGGACCAAAUCAGCUUGUUCUGUCUUACCUCAAACAUUCCCUAAGUUCUCAGCUUGUCUCAUACGCUGCUGUUCUUCAACGUAUAAGCAAGUACGAUGGAGUAAAUAAGCCUCACUGUGUGAUCAGUUUGUUGGAACUGGUUGAGGCCAUUCUGGGUCGGAUGACGUGUCGAAGCAAGGCUGAAGAAGGUGCGCUGGCAUCUGCGGUGUUGUCGUUAGUCAGCUGGCUCACCAUGGUGGCUAUGCACGCAUACAAAAAGCUGGUUGAGCUUGGUUCCAGUCCAGAACACACCACCAUGUUUGUUAGAUCCACAGCUAUGUUCUCCAAGGUUCUCGAUUGCGAAUUUGCUCGAGCUAUGUUUUGCUUAGCAAGACUGGAUGACAAAGAUCUUCAUGGGGAUUUUGUGAACAAAUGUGUGGAGCUGGAGAACGCCCUUUCCCAGGUGGCAAAUCUCAAUUUGGGAAUCGAUGUUGAAGAAAAUGCGCAGACCCUAAAGAAGCUGAGAAGCCUGGACAUCAACACAUUCUCUAUAAAUUCAAAUACUGCAAUUGAGCCAAUCACUUAUUGCUUGCAACCACUUCUUGCAGUGGAGGUCCUGCUCAAUCCCAGCGCUGAUACUCAGUUCUUUGUAAAUCAGCUCCUUCUGAUCCAACGCCUCAAGUGCUAUUCACUCUCUCGCCUGUGCUCGGAGCUUAUUAGAGCUUGUUUGCUGUGCUUACGAGACGCGCUCGGAGGAAAUGACGAGUCUCACUGGGGUGCAUUCACAUUCCUGAAACUUCCUCAAAUACUGCUGAAACUGCACUCAAAUAAAGGGAGCGUUGGUGAAGAUUAUUCUCAGGAUAUCAUUGAGGCCAUGGAGAUGGUACUUCAGUUCACUGCUCUGCUGGACACCCUUGACGUCAAAAGCACUUGCAACGUGGUGGAGUGCCUCGCCUCUGAACUGCACCGAGUUGGCCUCAUCUCUGAAAAGCAGGCGCAAGCUUUUGCAGCAAAGAGGGAGGGAGCCGUGUCUUCUGUCAUCAAAAUUGACCCCAACAGCCAACAGGCAGCUGGCACUAUUCUAAAAGUGAUUGUGCGGGCUGAGCCUACACUGGCCAAGAUUCUGACCACGCUAGAUUCGGACUAUCUUAAUAAUCAGGCAGAAAAUCUACUUGGGGUUCUAUCCCAGGUUUUGACAGGCAAGAGUUUUGAAUUGAUCCUUGCUGUUGCCACAGUAGAAGAUAAGUUAAGAACAUUUGUCUCAAAGUUGAUCAACUUCAAUGAGCUUAGUCGUGUGCCGGGAGUUGACGAGGCGUCCUCUGGCAAAGGUUCUCUCACCAGAGCAAUGCUGUUUGACGUCUCUUUCUUGAUGCUCUGUUCCAUCGUCCAGUCCUAUGGAUCUGAGGUUGUUCUCAAUGAAGAUGGCACGCCAGGAAACUCAUUCUUUGAAAAAUGGGUCAAUGAGUGCAUGGCUGAGAAGGGGCAUCCAAAAUCACCAGACCAGAUGCUAAGCAACUGCGAUAUGACAAAAUUAGAUGCCCUCUUGACUCAGUUCACCGCUCCUGAUGCAGAAUUUAAAACCAAUCAAGUGAAGUGGCACGAAGUGUGUCAGCUUGUUCCGGCUGCAACAAAAGAGCUGCUUUUUGCCUGGGAGCAAGGUGCACUCUCUCCCACAGACGUAAAGUUGUCUCUGGACAACAUGCGAUCCCGCAUGGGCUGCUUGCCGGUUUGCGCCGCUUCGUGGCUGUGCAGUUACAUGCAGAUUUUGGACCACGACGCUCUCCUUAAACCUAUGAACAUGGUUCAACAGUUUUUGACCCCCACUGAUGACAUGCCGCAGCAAGAUAACUACAAGGAGAGGUCAAACCUGAUGUUCCAGAUUAUCAGGAAAAUGCAAUACGACAUUCACCCACCAUUGGCCAGCAAAACCAAGCUGUCCCACAAUAUUGUAUCUGGACUGCCGAUCAGUGAGCAGCUUGUGUCUGUGUGGAAUAGCACACACAAAAAAGGUUGGAUUAAUGUUGAAGCUACAAAUACUCUUGAGUCGCUGAUUCUCACUGGUGGGCCGCUCUGGUUUGUCACCAAUGUUGUGAAGGAGGUCCUGAGCUACAGAUGCAGCGGUGACCUGGACAAGGCUGUCGACCUGGCAUUUGGAAUAUUCCACUUGGAUAUCGAGUCUUGCACACUAAAUCUUGUGCAACACCUGCUACCAAUUUACCUGCACAACAAAAAUCAGGGAGGCGACCUAGUAGAGCCUCAGGCGUCUGCGAUUGCCAGGUUGUGUGCAUAUUGCAUUUUUGCUGCCCUUGAGUUUGGCAGCAACCAGGUGUCAGGCCAGCCCAGUACGAGGAAACGAGCAAGAAUGUACAGUGAUGCCGAGGAUUUGGAAAGCAUGGUACCUGCUGCAAAAAUGUUGCGACUUGGCUCUACAGAUUCUCAGAGUGAGGCAAGCGCAAGCCUGAUGUUUGUCGCCAACAGUGCAAGUCAAGCAGCUGUCCCAGACGACUCCAACACAUCUAAUCUACCAAUGAUAAAAGAGCCCUUAAAGACAGCUUUACAAAAGCUUUUUGAGACCUUCUCCUUCAUCGCUCAGGAUGGACGGAUCACGCAGCACAAGCACUUCCUCUUGCGCUUCCUGGAGUUCUGCGUCUUGUGUGGCAAGGAAAAAGCGCGCAUUGUCUUCCAGGUGAUGCCAAGCAACCUGGUGCCGAAUUUGCUGAGCUCGCUGCCCGACUGGUUCAGCUACCAGUUGUUGUUGCAACUCUACGACACCAGCACCUCUUCUGGCCGAAGAGACACCGCCCGAGACCUCUGCAUGCUACGCAACAUGUCCCUUCAGCCUCCCCCUCUAACGUAUGCCAGUGAGCUUACUUCAAAAUCGGGAUAAAUCCGAGUGUGUUGUACAUGUUGGUUUUUGUAUUACUUUUUAUUAUAAAUUAAACUUCUCAAGCAGUUAAA